Molecule: messenger RNA, 2296 nt
Organism: Polychytrium aggregatum
Lineage: Eukaryota; Fungi; Chytridiomycota; Chytridiomycetes; Polychytriales
Product: heme peroxidase
Exons: 8
Coding region: 111-2066 (651 amino acids)
Biological process (GO): response to oxidative stress
Molecular function (GO): heme binding; peroxidase activity
Source: RefSeq, a predicted model, not a curated record
GGCGGGUCCCCAUAAAUACCUCCAGGGGGGGGGAGAGUCGCCUUCUCCGCAUCCCGCUCGUCUCGGUUCUUCUGCAUCUUGGUUCGCAAGCAGCCUCACCAGCCCGAACAAUGAAAGCCUCGUGGUCGUUGGUUGGCUCCACCCUGCUCGCUGCCUCGUCGGUCUGGGCCGAUGGUUCCGCCCGUAUCCGUUCGUACUCGGGCAGCAACAACAACCCAGACUCGCCUGCCCUGGGCACCCCCGGCAACCCGUACCUCAAUGUCCUGCCGGCCCAGUUCCUGCAGGGGCUGCCGGAUCCCCGCCUGGUCUCCAACGGCGUCCAGACUGGCACCCAGCCCAAACCCACGUUCUUUGGCUACCAGGACCAGGAGGAGCCUCUCUCGCGUGCCCAAGUCAACCUGUUCGAGACCUGGUUUGGCCAGUUCAUCAACCACGAUCUCGAGGACGAUGCACUCACGCCCGGCCGUCCAGGCUUGAUCUCUGUCGCCAACAUCUCCAACGAUCCCCUCUUCAAGCCCUCGGCCGACAACCCCUGGAACCCCGGUCACUCUACCAGUCUGUUUUCCUCGUCGUCCGUCACCCGGCUCGUCAACGGCGUCCCCACCCCCAUCAACAACGGCAACAGCUUCCUGGAUCUGUCUACCAUCUAUGGUCUCGACCCCGCCACCAACACCAAGCUCCGUGUUGGCACCGAUGGCCUGCUCCUGACCGGCAACUACACCGGCGACGGUGGUGCCUACAACCCCCUGGUCGGCAACAUCACCACUUACAACCUGGCUCCCUCGACGGCCCAAACUGGUCUGCUGACCAGCUCGAACGGCGCCAUCACCCCUCCUGGCCUGUUCCCGCAGGACAUCCAGGUUGGAGGCGACUCGCGCGCCGUCGAGAACGUGGCCCUGGCUCUGCUGCAUUCCUUCUGGAUCCGUGAGCACAACAGCGUCGCCAAGGCAGUCAAGCAGGUCCUGAAUGGACGUCUGGUUUCCGCCAGCGACGAGACCAUUUUCCAGAUUGCCCGUGCCAUCACGAUCAGCGAAUACCAGUACGUCAUCUUCAACGAAUACGUUCCCACCAUCAUCGGCAAGCCUCUUCCGUUCUACAACGGCUACAACAAGAGCGUCGAUCCCACGACUUCGAACCUGUUCGCCGGUGCCAUCUAUCGCUAUGGCCACUCGACCGUCCGCGACUACGACAUCGUGGAUGUGUGCACCCACCAGCCCAUCUACAUGUUCAACGCCACCAGCACCCUGCCGCAGAUCCAAAAGUCGUUCUUUGGCACCAAGGUCAACGUGACCGAUGGCAUGAUCGCCACCCGCUUCCCCUUUGGCGGCCAGAUCGUUGUCCUUGGCUCGGGCCGCGACGUCAUGACCCCUGCCGCUAGAUACCUGGCGCUUGCUUCCGGCUCGAGUGGCGACGGCUUUGCCAACAUCUUCUCCUCUCUGAUCCUGUCUCGUCAGGCCGAAACCGACACCAUCAUCCACAAUGCCCUUCGAAACUCGAUCGCUCUGGACCUGUUCAGCACCGACAUCCUUCGCAGCCGUCUCGACGGCCUCCCCAGCUACACUGCUGUUCGCGCUCGCUAUGGCCCCUCGGAUCUCCUUACGGCCCCCGAGUGCGUCAAAUCGAUCUCGUCGGUUGCCUGCUUCCAGCUCAUUACGCCCUCAAACCCCUCCCUUGCCCAGUCCCUGCAGUCUCUGUACACCAACGUCACCAGCAUCGAUGCCCUCGUCGGAGCUCUUGCCGAGGAGCGUGGCCCCAACACCGACCUUCCUCUCACCAUCGCCAACUAUCUGGCCGAAGAGUUUGUACGCAAGAGAGAUGGCGAUCGUUUCUACACCCCCAUCGACCAGCUCUUGCCCACCUUGGCGGACAUCAUCUCUGGCGAGUUCGGCAUUGCCGAUGGAGCCGGCAUUGCGGACGAGAUCUCGUCUGCCCUGGACCUCUACAGCACCUCGAUGUCCAACAUCAUUGGCCGAAACCUUGGUCUGUACGGCCUCCCCAACAACGUCUUCAAGGUUCCCAAGUAUGCCAGCGUCGUCCCUUUCUACUCCGCCUGCCCGGCCAACUAAUUGUCCCGCUCCAUCUUUCACCUCUCAAAGCUCCCAUGAAUACGCGUGGGUCGCGAUGGCCUCUACUCCCGUCUGUUUCCUUCUCGAGAUUUGCUUGUUUCUCGAAUCUAUUUUCCCUCUCCUGGUUCGCUUGAUGCAUUUUUAUAUGACUUUGAAACCACCAGGAGUGCACUUUGCACUUGAACGAACGGGACACUGCCCAUUCUAUGAACAUGUAGUAUGUGAUGAGC